AUGCCUUUGGUCCGGGCACUGUCGAAGCCACCCCAGAUCUUCUACAACCGCGCUUUGAAGGGGCAAGAUCGAACCAAGAUCCUGGACCUCAAGCGAAAACCCAGCGCCGCCACUGCAGGCAAGAGCGCCACACACACGACGCCAGUCUCAGACCAGCAGUCGCUUUCGAAAUACUCCGGGGUCGACCCGAAUGAUGACCUCGCCGCCUUGACCAAGAUCCUGCCGCCGAAGAUCUUGUCCUGGACGGAGCUCAGCAUUGACCAGAGGCGGAGCAUCAGCGGCAGCUCUGAUGAUUCCUCUACCGCUGGCGGCGGUGGCGGCGGUCGCAUCGGCAGUAGUGGAUACGGGCGGAACGGCGGGAGGCCCGGAGGUAGCGGGGAGAGCGGGCGUCUUCGGAAUGGUUGCAUUCCCUCGUCGUUCUCGGCAGGCCGCGGCGGCGGCGGCGGCGGCGGCGGCGGCAAGACAAGCCUCGGGCUGAAUCCAGAGAAUGCUCGGCACAGCUUUUGUGGUUGGCAGAGCCCACGAGGGCACGCGAAUGGAGGACAUGGCGUCGGCGGUGGUGUUGGCCGCGGCAACAGCAGCGCCGGUGUUGCUUUCGGCAAGAGACAGGACCGUCGGGCCUACGGCUGGGAACGAUCCCCGACCAAGCGCAGACAAGACGGCGGCGGCGGAAGUGGUGGGGGCGUGGACAAGAGCACCUCUAUCCAGAACCUGCUCACAGCCGUGCAACUAGAGAUCGAGGACCGCCGCAGUACUAGCGCUGAACUCUGCAGCGAGACUUUCAUGCCGAACCCCUUGCGAACGCCCUGGGCAGCCCGCACCGCCACGAGCGAUCCCCCCAGCGUGCCAAUUCCAGACCCGCUACCACUCCCACCUCUCGUGGCCCCCACGAUCCAUGCCAGCCUGCCUGCGGUACCCAACAAUAACCACUCUGCAACAGACCCAACUUCGCUGAGGCUCGUCUUCUCCUCUUCUACGGACGCUCUCCAGCCCCUGUCUCCUCCGAAGCAGGUCGGGGUCAACGUCGGCACGCCCACCCGCAGCUCCCCUUUCACCAGCAGCCGUGAUGCGGAGGUCGAAGGGAAGAAGUUCGGGAGCUUCGACGUGAAGAACUUCGGGGACAGCCUCCUAGGCAGCGGCGGUGAUGGCGCCAUGGACCAUUGGGACACAAAGCGGGAUGGGCAGGGGAGAGGCUCCGUGCCCUCCUCCGCGGAUGGAUCGACCAGGGCUUCGAGCGCAGCGCAGCUCGGGAACGACAUGGUCACCAGGGCGUUCGGGAGCGGAGGUGGCUGUGGCGGGGCUGCCGCGGCCGCGCUUCUUCUACCAUUCCCGGACCCCGAGCCUGAACAGCCAGGAGGAGGCGUUACUUCGCCCGAUCGGGCGCUCCCGUUGACUCCCUCUCCGCUUUCUCUCGAUCGCCCCGAGGACCGUCUGCUGGGGCCCUGGUAG
Ectocarpus sp. CCAP 1310/34 is the source of this 1449-nucleotide messenger RNA. NCBI's taxonomy places the organism in Eukaryota, Phaeophyceae, Ectocarpales, Ectocarpaceae. The record is from the annotation of a GenBank genome assembly.